Radiomyces spectabilis is the source of this 1236-nucleotide messenger RNA. RefSeq lists its product as uncharacterized. The record is from RefSeq and is a predicted model, not a curated record. Bases 1 to 1236 code for a protein of 411 amino acids. The transcript is spliced from 4 exons. NCBI's taxonomy places the organism in Eukaryota, Fungi, Mucoromycota, Mucoromycetes, Mucorales, Radiomycetaceae. Gene Ontology annotation, molecular function: protein binding.
AUGAUGCAACCCCUUCGCCGUAUCCUUCAAGAAAACAGUCAAUGUAAAUACUAUCAUACGGCUUAUGCCGCCAAUGCUAAAUUAGCAUUGGGAUCGGUGCAGAUUGACAAGAUGGUGAUCGACGAAACUUACGCCGACAUUACCACGACGUUGAAUGAGAUCUGCUCGUGUUCCCGCAUGGUUUCUGCCGCCAUUGAAAAUCACAGAACCAUCGACGACUAUACCGAAAUUGCGUUGAAAAACCUGGUCAAAAGCAUCAAUGGAUUCCGACAAAGCUGUAACCGACUUUACGACUUUAUUCAAAAGAAGACCAAACAACGAGAUACUACCAUGAAUGAUUUGCCGCUUCAAGACUCGCCCACCAUGGAGCCUUCUUUGAUCGACGACGACUCUCCAUGUGAGAAACUUGUCUCACAACUCGGCAAUGCACUUCAGCACUGUAGCGAGCUUUUGCCUGAUAAUCUGCAGUUGUUGAAGAAAAAGGUACGCAAAUCAAAGCAAAUCUCACCGUCAGAUCUUGUCCUUUCGCAUGUCGAUAUCAUGAUUCUUCUUGCCAGAAUGCAUUUUCAAAUAAGCAUCGAAGAUACAUACCAGCAGGCAUAUGAAUAUCUUGCGACGGCCGAACAGCUAUGCACGGAUACGGGUUUCUCUACGGGUUAUCGAUGGUUAUCAGGGGAAUUCUACGCCAUGGGAGCCAAGAUGGCAGCAGAAAGCAUGUUCUCGACAGCCCGAUAUCCUUUACGCAAAGCAUGUGUCUUGCUGGAGAAAGAUCAUCAUCGUAUCAAUACCGACAGUGGCCGCCUACAACUCUGUAAGCGAUACGAGAUUCUCGGCACAUGUUGCCAAAAGGACGGCCGCUUUGAAGAAGCGGUCAAAGCCUACCGCUUGGCAUUGAAACGUUUGCCGGCUUGUUCCAUUGAAGAGUUUGUUAAAUAUCAUAAUCAAUUGGCCGUGACGCACAUGAUUGAUCGCCAUCCAUUUGUCCCAAAACUGAUUGAUCGAUUUUUACGAACGUCCAUUAUCGAUCCAAAUCAGGAGUCACUGACGCUUGCAAGUGAAAUCAUGGACCUUUCCAGCUUGGAUUCCGCUCAACGAUGCAUCAUCCAAGAAUGCGAGCUAAAAGUGAUCCAUUUCCUGUCUCUCAAGAUGGACUUGAGCAAACUGGAAUCAACGCUCGUGAAUUCCCUGCUUCAUCACUACUCGGCAAAGGAUUAUCCUAUUCGAAGAGCAAGGUAA